Molecule: messenger RNA, 1520 nt
Organism: Carassius gibelio (silver crucian carp)
Lineage: Eukaryota; Metazoa; Chordata; Actinopteri; Cypriniformes; Cyprinidae
Product: synaptophysin-like
Exons: 6
Coding region: 153-845 (230 amino acids)
Cellular component (GO): synaptic vesicle membrane; synaptic vesicle
Source: RefSeq, a predicted model, not a curated record
CACACAGUAAGCGGCCACCACAAUCACUACCGUAUGCAUCGAUUGCGUCACGAAUCACAUGGUCAAAACCAGGUCUGAACUCUAAAGCAGAAACGAGAAAAGCAGAAGGAACUUUGACAACUUUCUUUUUUGUAUGGUGACUAGACAAGAGCAUGAUGAGCGCGUUUCGGUUAGAUCUCAGCCCCCUGAAAGAGCCUCUGGGAUUUAUACGUGUACUGGAAUGGAUAUUUGCCAUUUUUGCAUUUGCUACAACUGCGGGUUAUUCUGGCUCUUCCAGUUUCAACGUCAAGUGCAAGAACAGUGCCAGCAAAGAAAUAAAUGUAUCUUUCAGUUAUCCUUUUAGGCUCAAUACCCAGAGUUACAGUGUGCCAGACUGCAAAGAGGGCACAGUGUUUAAGUAUCUGACUGGAGAUUAUUCAUCUUCCGCUGAGUUCUUUGUAGCUAUUGGAGUUCUGGCUUUCCUGUACAGCACAGUUACUCUUGUGUUGUAUCUGGCUUACCAGCACAUCUACCGUGAAUCUCCUCGAGGCCCCAGCAUUGACCUACUGUUAACUGGGAUCUUCACUUUUCUCUGGCUGGUGUGUUCAUCUGCAUGGGGUAAAGGCCUCACAGAUGUGAAAAAUUCAGUCAGUCCAAAUAUGCUCGUGUACUUGACUGAAGUGUGUAAACAAACAGGAAACAAUUGCACUGCUGGGCACAUCCCCUCAAUGGGCCGCCUCAAUUCCUCAGUGAUCUUUGGAUUCCUAAACCUUAUUCUGUGGGGAGGAAACUGCUGGUUCCUUUACAAGGAGACGCCAUUACACAAGUCAGCCAAUCAGCAAGCAGGAGCAGAACAGCCUAAUUAAACAGCAGGUCACAUCCACAUUCAUCAAGCAGGUGUUGUUGAAGUACUAAAGUGGUGCUACAUAGUAACCGGUUGACUGAUGUUAUGGACCUGACUUGACCUGUGUCACAAAUCCACCAAAGGUCCUUGCCUAUAAAGUAUCUCCAUUCUAUUCAAAUAUGGUCAAAUUUUGAUGUGCAUUUUACACACUACAGCAAAGCUGUAUACUUAGGGAAGGUACAAGGGCAUGUUGGCAAAUAAACUAUUUGUAUGAAGUAAACUGCAUCAUUCAAAUCAUAUUUCAUAUCGUUAACAUUACUGCAAUGUUUUUGAUGUCAUUUGAACUUGUUAAAAUAAAAUUUACAGAAUGUUUUUGACUCCUGUUCAGGAAAAUAUAUUUUUAAUUCAAUGUAUAACUUAAGUUUAAUGUUCUGACGCUCCCAUUUUAUAACCGUUGGGGCUUAGUUUGUUUUGACCUUUUAAAAUAUCAUCUCAUCUUACUUUUUCAUGUGCUUUUUGUGGUUGAAAUAGCCUUUUAUUAAUUGAACCGUGUGCCUUAUAACUUAAUUAGCCUCUAUUUUAGAAAUGUUUACAUCAUACCAGGCAAGACUGUUGCUAAAAUGAAUUGAAUGUUAUUGUUUGUGUGUUUAACAAAUUUGGAGGCUUACAAAAAGAGAGAAUAAAUAAUACAAAAACA